Molecule: messenger RNA, 1060 nt
Organism: Fimicolochytrium jonesii
Lineage: Eukaryota; Fungi; Chytridiomycota; Chytridiomycetes; Spizellomycetales; Powellomycetaceae
Product: SCO1/SenC-domain-containing protein
Exons: 3
Coding region: 31-675 (214 amino acids)
Biological process (GO): intracellular copper ion homeostasis; mitochondrial respiratory chain complex IV assembly
Cellular component (GO): mitochondrial inner membrane
Molecular function (GO): copper ion binding; copper chaperone activity
Source: RefSeq, a predicted model, not a curated record
AAACAAACCCUUCAAUCCCCUCCCCAGAGCAUGACAUGGGCCAGCAUCGGCUUCUUCCUCCUCAGCGGCGGCGCGCUCUACGCCUACUUCGAAUACGAGAAGCGCAAACUCGCCGAACGUCGCGAGGCCGCCAAAAACGAAGGUGCGGGCAAACCGCUCGUGGGCGGGCCCUUUUCGCUGGUGGACCACGACGGCCGGCCGGUGACGGAUCUGGACUACCGGGGCAAAUUCAUGCUGGUGUAUUUCGGGUACACGUUCUGCCCGGAUGUGUGUCCCGAGGAGUUGGAGAAGAUGGCUGAGGUGACGGAUACGUUGACCAACAAGUACGGCUAUUCGCAAGAAACCAUCGUCCCCAUCUUCAUCUCCUGCGACCCCAAACGCGACUCAAUAGCAGCCAUCAAAGAAUACGUCCGAGACUUCCACCCCAAAUUCGUCGGCUUAAUCGGCACGCACGCCCAAAUCAAGCGCGUCGCAAAAACCUACCGGCUCUACUUCAGCGCGCCGCCCAAAGCCGUCGACGACGACGAGGCCGACUACCUCGUCGACCACUCCAUCUUCUUUUACCUGAUGGAUCCCGAGGGAAGGUAUGUCGCGCAUUUCGGGCGCACGGAUACAAGUGAGGAGGUGACGGCGAGGAUCAUACAGCAGAUUGAGGCGAGGGAGGCGAAGAAGUAGGUAGAGGGGGCGCAGUGUAGAUGCAGGCGGGUAGUAUCAGUCAAUCCCGAAUGGUGCGUACGCUGGGUUGCCUUUUUCAAAUUAGAGUAGCAGCAAGGUGUAACCAUACGUUCACACACCGGUACAUCCAUCCUGCCGCCCCAUAAUCUACACCAACCAGGUCCGUCCCACCCCUUCCAUCUCGCCAUCCCUCGCUUCACAUACACCUAUUCACCCCACGACGCCGCCUACUCAAAGAACACCCCCCUCUUCUCGCCCAAAAUCAAGGCAUCGACGCCCUCCCAGAACUUGUUGACGGCGGUGUAGUCGUUAUGGCGUGUGUUGCGGUUGACCUGCCGAAAAAAAAAAAGAGACAAACAAUCCCACGCAGUGAAUAUGACUGACA